Siniperca chuatsi (mandarin fish) is the source of this 4392-nucleotide messenger RNA. It is a transcript of the gene thap7, whose product is annotated as THAP domain containing 7. The record is from RefSeq and is a predicted model, not a curated record. Bases 309 to 2033 code for a protein of 574 amino acids. NCBI's taxonomy places the organism in Eukaryota, Metazoa, Chordata, Actinopteri, Centrarchiformes, Sinipercidae. Gene Ontology annotation, cellular component: nucleus. Gene Ontology annotation, biological process: regulation of DNA-templated transcription. The transcript has 5 exons.
UUUACUGAAUGUCAGUAGGAACCGAAAACUGUAACUUGCGUCAUGUCCAUGACGUUUACAACGGUUUAGCUUUGUACAAGCUCCUGGCUAGUUUGUUACAUGACCCAAAUUAGCGUGGCAAAGUUAGGUGGCAGCAGGAAAACGAUGUGUCAGUCGCUGCAUGGCAAUACAAAUUAGUCCGUUUCAUUCAAAUUUCUCACGAGCGAAUGCGCGUAAAUUGAUAGUUGUUUCAAAUCCAGUCGUAACGAGGAGACACAACACUGAAAUCACCGGCUACAGCGGUCCACAAAAACAACCUUUCAUUGGCUAUGCCAAGACAUUGCUCAGCAGGUGGCUGCAAAUCUCGGGACAACCGUGAGACUCGUAAUGCUGGUAUCACCUUUCACAAAUUACCAAAAGGAGCAACUCGGAGGAACCUUUGGAUCACCAACUCCCACCGUGCAGACUCCUGGGAUCCUCAGACUGACUUUGUCUACUUUUGCUCCAAACACUUCACCCCAGAAAGUUUCGAACUGACUGGAUGCAGUGGGAUCAGAAGACUAAAGGAAGAUGCAUUUCCUACAGUAUUUGAUUCCUCUUCAACAACCAAAUGCAAAAGACCAGGAACACUGCAGAAACCAGAAGACAUUCCUGUCAGGAAGAAUGCUGGCUCAGGCGACCAGGAGAACACUCAGCAGGAGACAGACAAGGGUCAAACUUCAGAAGAACCCACAGUUCAGAUGUCAGUGGCAGCAGCUGAGGAGACUAAUGAAAACAUGCCUGCAUCUUCUCAAGAGCCGUCAGGGGUGGAGCAGCUCUCACAGCAAGAACGUAGUCCUUCACCACCACUGCUGUCUCGGCCCCUCUCCCCAUCACGUUACAUGAGGCGCCUGCCCCCUCCUCCAGGCUUCUACCUGUCAAAGGAGCACAGCUAUGCUCAGCUCUGCCCCCUGCUGUGGAGGAGACGUUUUGACCAGGCUAUUGACUGCUUGGAGAAGGCCUUACGACAGCUGCAUGCAGCUAGGCGGAGGGAGAACCGCCUGCGGAGCACUGUGCUAAGGCUCCGUGAUAAACGGCUGAAGCAGGCUCUGCUUGUGUCACGAGAUGGUUGUAAAAACAGGGGGAGCUGGACACCAGGGGGGGAGAAGAGACAAGGCAAAGGAGGCUCUAACCAGGAGGAGAGUGAGAAUGAUCCUAAAUCUGAGGAUACAGGAGUGUUUGAGGACAGAUGUGUGGAUCAGAUAGAGUUGGGGGGUCGUUUUCUUCCAGACACCAACAGCUGGUCUGAGGAGGAGAAGGAAUACUGCUUUUACUGUGGAAGAGGACAGGUGCAGGUUGGUGGUCAGGUAGUACGCAGAGUUUCAAAGACUGGGAAAGAUGUCCAGCCCACAGUGCAUGAGGACUCUCUAAAGAUUCAGAGAAGUGUUGAAACCAGUUCUUGUAGCACAGCUCAUAAUGCCAAAGACAUACAGAUAGUCAGGUUGGAAAGAUCACCUGGGAAAAGCGUAGAAACUAGUGACUCGGAUGUAACAAAGUCCCAAGUCCUGCUCCAAAUUCAAGGUCAACAUGUGAUCCCUGCUGGAGGGUCUCCAGCAGUGGCUGAUAUUCAUGAGCAAAGUUUGCAGUUUUUAGGCUCUCAGCAGAAGCUGCAGCUCUCUGACAUGUGUGAAGGGGAGACUGAAGCAAGGGGGCAGGAGCAUCACCUGGACCUGCAGCAGCAGCUGUUUUGGAUUCAGGACGGUGCUGAGGGACAGGUCAUUCUGGUGCCUCUCCCUGCUGAAGAUGGAUUACAAAGCAUUCUCAAUAUGGAGGGAGUCGCUGUUGAAGCACAAACCAUACUGGUGUCAGAAGUGGAUCUUAAAGGAGACUUGGGACAAAUGACAGAGAACAGUGGAGCACUGUCCAGAGUUGAAACAGCCUGUGAUGGUGAACAUAGUGAGCAGAAUUCUGUUAUCAACACUGCAUCGGUGGAAAUGAGAGAAAAUGUGAGGGAGAAACUUAAAGAACACCUGGAGGGAUUUCACCUUCAGCUGAGCACCGAGUUUGUAAACUGACAGGAAGUUCUGAAUGAACCCACCAGUGUCAUUUUGUUACCCCAGGUUCAAUCACUGAAUGAUUUGUUUGUGGCAGUAUUUUCUGCCAGAAUAGUUGAAUAUGCUGUAUGUUGUGUAGACCUAAAUGUGACAGCACUUCAGAAUCAACUCCACAAGCAGCCAGUUAUGACAUUGUUGUAGAGCAACAAACCUUUUUGAGAAGCCUUAAAGUCAUAUUCAGUGCCUAGUCACUUUAGAAAGGUGUGAAUCGAUGGAUAAAUGGGUGCUUUUGUGUGACGACCCAAACCAACAAGUGUUGUGUGUGUGUAUCACAGCCUAAUGUAUCUUCCUCCUCUGAGCCUUAGAGCUCCACUGUUGUCCAGAAACUAUUAAAACACAUCAGUGAGCCGCACUGCUGCACUGGGUGACAUGUUCUUUCAUCACCAUGAACACACACACUGGAGUUUAUUCUGACUCAGUCCCCCACACACCGUCCUGCUGCCCCAAAUACUCACUAGAGCCCCACAUGUGGAUUCAUCCGCCGCUGAAAAUAGUCCCCAACAAAUGGACUAUUUCCUCCUUUUCCAAACAGCAGUUUGAGGAAAUGACUUUUUUAAAGAAACUAUAUAUUUGUGAGUUUUUAAAGAUUUGCACCUUCAGUAGGAACCAGUGGGCUUGGAGCUAAGAAAGUCAGAAAGUAUUGAGAGAUGCAUUAACACAUUGUUGGUUUUGGACAUUUUGUUGACAAUUAGAAAAAUAAAGAAGAACACCAGAAUGACAGGUGUUCUUCUUUUUGAUGCACCUAAGGAAAACAUUUGCUAAUGCAAAAUGGUUGAAGAUGACCAGGAUUCAGCUGCUGAGUGACAGCUGUCACUGAAAUGUAAUGUAGGUGUCAAGUCAUUUCUUUUUUCAGUCAGUUGUUUUUUCAUUACCUUCUAUGAAAUGUGACAGAAGAGAAAAUGUGGAGAAGGACCCACAGUGUUCAGAGGCUAGAUAUGUAGUUUCUGAACAUACUGUAUCUUACACAUACAGUACAGUGUAUGUAUGGGUGUGGCCUGUAGCUGAAAUGAAAUGAAAGAUUAAGCUGUGCAUCUGCCUCCAAAGAAAUGUUUUGUUAAGAAUAUAAAUACAAUCAUUACUAAGGUGUCACUUGGAAACAAGUUACUAGUAUGUUGUCAUGAUUAAAAAAAAUACAUUGCAUUUGCUUUAAGGCAAAAAGAUAUUUGUAGAGAUUUAUAUUUGUAUAAUAUGAUUUCCUUGAAAUACCUUCUAAGUUUCACCCUGCUGGGAGGAAAUGUUCAAUAUUACAGAUUCUUAACUGCUUCUAGUUCCUGAAAAUGUAUCUAUUCGUGAUAUACACAAUUAGCAGAAUCUCCAUCAUGUGGAAGCACACACUGCCGAUGUAAAGCAUUAUAAGGUAAAAACAGCACAGACACUUGUGUCUGUUUGCAAAUUUAAAUGAUAGAGAAGGAGAACUUGUAUACUAAAUGACCAUCCCUCUAAAACUAAACAUUCCUGUAAUGUUCCCCAGGCCUUCUGUACUGUCCUUCUCGUUCAAUCACCUGGAAAGCUCUGAUUCUUUAACCCGGUGAGGUUAAGUCUACCACUGUAAUUACUGUUUGACACAACUAAAGAUAUGCUAUAUCAAUAACAUGCUUAAAGUCUCACUCCACUGAUUUUACAUAUCUAGAUCUGUUUUCUGACCGUGGUUCGUCCUACUCAGCCUGUGACAGUUGUAUGCCUUUUGUGGCUCUGAAGGGGCAGAGAAAAUAACCUUGAUGAUGCCAUUGAUGUCAUCAUCUCACCAAGCUGAGGGUUAUCUCAGCUUGGUGUAACAGUCAAAGUUGUGAAGUGUACCGUGUAUACGAGAUGCAUGCAGUGUGUUGGGCGGCGCGCCUCUUGUUUUAAACUGAAGUGUAACGUUUGGGUUCAGAUCAGAAUCAGAAAUACUUUAUUGAUCCCCGAGGGGAAACUCUUUCGUUACAGCUGCUCACUAUCACGUCAAUGCACACAGGAAUAGAAGUACUAAUAGAAUAGAAUAGAAAUAAUAAUAAAAUAAUUCCGCAAAGAGACAGUUAUUUCUAGUAAGAAAUUAAGAGAUGUGCAAAUCAAAAUAUAAUACACCAUAAUACAGGUAAGAUAAAUUAAGUACAAAGUGGAUAUAAAGUAUAAAGCUAAAAUGAGUGUAAAGUACCAAAGUGGAUUUAGAGGUUGAUAAGUAUGUAACGGUGUAAUACAAUGUAAUAAUAUAAGUAAUAGUGCAAUAGUGUUACGUGUGGCCUCUGUUUUGUUCAUGUAUAAUAAAAUGGUAGCCUACAACCGGGCUUGGUAAGGUUGAUGUGUAAGUUAGUAAUAAAUGACGAGCAUUGUGGAAACCCCA